Messenger RNA from Perca fluviatilis (European perch), 6475 nucleotides. Its product is annotated as ras GTPase-activating-like protein IQGAP3. The record is from RefSeq and is a predicted model, not a curated record. Gene Ontology annotation, cellular component: cytoplasm. Gene Ontology annotation, molecular function: GTPase activator activity; calmodulin binding; actin filament binding. Gene Ontology annotation, biological process: regulation of actin cytoskeleton organization; regulation of GTPase activity. Lineage: Eukaryota; Metazoa; Chordata; Actinopteri; Perciformes; Percidae.
GUGUGUGUGUGUGUUCCAGAUGAGCGUCUGACAGCAGAGCAGAUGGAUGAACAGAGGAUCCAGAACGUGGCCUAUCAGUACCUCUGCAGGCUGGAGGAGGCCAAGAGGUGGAUGGAGGCGUGUCUGGGGGAGGAGCUCCCUGCUCCCUCCGAGCUGGAGGAGGCGCUGAGGAACGGGGUCUUCCUCGCCAAGCUGGGUCAUCGCUUCGCUCCCAACGCUGUCGCCCUGAAGAAGAUCUACGACCCCGAGCAGCUACGCUACCAGGCGGCUGGUCUUCAGUUCCGUCACACCGACAACAUCAACCACUGGAGGAACGCCAUGACGACGCUCGGCCUGCCAUCGAUCUUUUACCCAGAAACUACAGACGUGUACGACAGGAAGAACAUGCCCCGAGCGGUUUACUGCAUCCACGCUCUCAGCCUGUACCUGUACAGACUCGGUCUGGCUCCACAGAUCCAGGAUCUCUACGGGAAAGUCAAGUUCACAGAGGAGGAGAUCAACAACAUGAAGUCUGAGCUGGAUAAAUAUGGGAUCCAGAUGCCGGCCUUCAACAAGAUCGGAGGGAUUCUGGCCAAUGAGCUGUCAGUGGACGAGGCCGCAGCCCAUGCGGCGGUGAUUGCCAUCAACGAGGCGGUGGACAGAGGAGAGGUGGCGGUGACGGCGGGCGCUCUGAGGAACCCCAACGCUCAGCUGGCCGAGCUGCAGGACGCCCUGAUGGCCGUCUACCAGGAGAUGCUGCAGCAGGACAAGAACAGGAAGAGACACGCAGCCAAUAGGGGUGGAGGUCCAGAGGAGAAAGAUAUCUACGAAGAGUUUCUGACUCAGAGAGAAAUCCAGAACAACAUCAACCUGGUUAACGUGCGUUGGGCGGUGGAGCAGGUGGAUGAAGCUCUGGACUCUGCAGAUGAACUCUCUCUGCUCUCUGCUCUGCAGCUGCCAUGUUUGGCCCUCAGGGGCCUCCGUACUGAAAACAGCCCCUGGUACCUGGACCAGCUGUCUGCAGAUCGCCAGCAGAAAGCCCUGGAGGAGGGGUGUGUUGAUCCUCUGGAUCCUGACGAGCUGCAGGAAGCCGUAACCCUCGGCAACCAGGAGGCUCACCGAGCCAGGACAGUGGAUGCAGCGCUGCAGAAGGUGAAUGAGUCUCUACGUCUCAGUGACCCCCGACACACUGUCAGCUGUCUGAUGACCUCUGACCUGCAGCUUCCUGAAGUGUUUCCAUUCGCUGCAGCUCUCUACCACCGAGAGCUGCAGCUACUGCAGACACAGAGCACACAGGGGGAGCUGCAGCAGGAGGAGCUGUUUGUUGCCGUGGAGAUGCUGUCGGCUGUCGCUCUCAUCAAUCAGGCGUUGGAGGCGGGACGUGUGCAGCAGUUCAGCUGCUCAUUGGUCAGUCCGUCUGCAGGACUCUCUGAUGUUGAGGACUCUCUGCUGGACAGGUACUUUGAGUGUCUGGUUGGUUGGAAGAAGAAACAGCUGAACGGAGAUCUGCUGACCUGGAAUCAGCUGCAGGAAGGAAUCAACUCUGUUAAUAACUCAGCAGAGGACGAACACCAACAGGUGGUGUGUGUGCGAGUGGUGAACCAGGCCGUGCUGAGAGGAGACCCUGACCAGCUGUUGUCUGCUCUGCUGCUGCCCUCCUGUGGAGCUGAGGAGGUAACACCUGGAAACAUCUGGAGGUACCUGACCCUGCUGCAGAGAGCCAGGCAGCACAGAGCCAAGGUGAGCAGAGACCCAGGAGCUGAGCUGUGGUUGGCUGAUAUCCAGGAAGCUGUGACGAGAGUCAAUCAGCAGAGCCAGAAAGCUCUAAAGAUGUGUCUGUCCCUGGCUGCAGUGAACCAGGCUGUGAAGGAGAACCGAGUGAAUCAGACUCUUCGUGUCCUGAGUCUCCCUGAAGUCCAGCUGCAGGAACUACUUCCUGUCUGCGCCGCCGAGUAUCAGAGAGAGCUGCUCAGCCUGAUCAACCAGAGGACACUGGCAGGAGACAACAGGGUCAGUGGUUUCAGGUCCAGCUGGAUGGCUCGUUUUCUUCCUGGACUUGAAAGAGACUGCAGGAAGCUGGGAGAAAACCAAGGGCUUCAUCCACAUACCAGUGUUCCUGGACGACGUAGAUACAGGAUUGUGUUUUUGUCCCCCAUACAGGAAGUGGUGAGCAGGGUUUCGGGCUCGUACAGCCGCAGCGUGCUGUGGCGGAGCAGCGAAGCCCUGCUGGUCCGCCUGCAGGCCGCCAGUCGAGGCUUCCUGCUCCGACAGAAGCUGCAGGCUCGACGAGGCUACCUGAGCAGCCACACACCUGCUGUCAUCAUCAUCCAGUCUCACUGGAGGAGGUUUGUCCAGCAGGGGGCGUACCGACGCCGGCUGCAGUUCCUCUACAUGAACUGGAGAGCUGUUGUCAAGAUUCAGGCGUUUGUGAAGAUGUGGUUGGCGAGGAGAAAGUAUCGAGCUCGACUGAGUUUCUUCAGACGCCACGUUGGCGCUGUGAUAAAGAUCCAGGCUUUCUUCAGGGCCAACCGAGCUCGAGAGGAGUACAGGAUGCUGGUGCACUCGGCCACGCCCCCUCUGUCCGUGGUCAGGAAGUUCGUCCACCUGUUGGACCGCGGCGAUGGUGACAUCACCGAGGAGGCGGAGCUUCUGCGUCUGAGGGAGGAAGUAGUGCGGAGCAUCCGCUUUAACCGCCAGCUGGAGGAAGACCUGACGCUGAUGGACCUGAAGAUCGGCCUGCUGGUCCGAAACAGAGCCACGCUGCAGGAAGUUGUGUCUCACUGUAAGAAGCUGACGAAGAAGAACAAGGAGCAGCUGUCAGACAUGAUGGACGUGGAGAGAAGUAAAGGACUGAAAGCUCUGAGCCGAGAGAGGAGAGAGAGACUGGAGGCCUACCAGCACCUCUUCUACCUGCUGCAGACCCAGCCCCUGUACCUGGCCCAGCUGAUCUUCCUGAUGCCUCAGAGCCGAUCCACCAGCUUCAUGGAGAUGUUGGUCUUCAGUCUGUUUAACUACGGAUCAGACUGCAGAGACGCCUUCCUGCUGCUGCAGCUGUUCACUGCAGCACUCACACACGAGAUCAGGGAGAAGGUGGAGCAGCCUCAGGACAUCGUCACCGGCAACCCCACCGUCAUCAAGAUGCUGGUGAACUUCUACCGCCACGCUCGCGGCCAGAACUCCCUACGGGAGACUCUGGGUCCGGCUCUGCAGGACGUCCUGCUGGACCGCACGCUCAGCAUCAGGACGGACCCAGUGGACGUCUAUAAAACCUGGAUCAACCAGACGGAGACGCAGACCGGACACAAAAGCUCUCUGCCCUACGAGGUCUCCCCCGCCGACGCUCUCAGUCACCCUGAAGUCCAGCGACGCAUCGACAUCGCCAUCAUCAACCUCAAGAACCUGACCGACCGAGUCCUCAAAGCCAUCACCUCCAACCUGCACAAACUGCCGUACGGUCUACGUUACACGGCGAAGGUUCUCCGAGACGCUCUGAAAGCUAAGUUCCCUGAAGCCAGCGAGGACGAGCUCUAUAAGAUCGUGGGGAACCUGGUCUACUACCGCUACAUGAACCCGGCCGUCGUGGCUCCGGACGGCUUCGACGUGGUGGACCGGUCCGCCGGCUCGGCCCUGCAGCCGGAGCAGCGCCACAUCCUGGGCUCCAUCGCCCGCAUGCUGCAGCACGCCGCCGCCAACAAGCACUUCCACGGAGACGGCUACCACGUCAGAGCUCUGAACCAGUACAUCAGCCAGACCCACAGCCGGUUCAGGAAGUUCCUGGUGUGUGUGUGUGACGUUCCUGAACCUGAGGACAGAUUCAACAUGGACGAAUACUCGGAGCUGCUCAUCGUCAACAAACCUGUCGUCUACAUCUCAGUCAGCGAGCUGCUCAACACACACACAUUGUUGUUGGAUCAUCAGGAGGUUCUGUGUCCUGACCCCUCCAACCCUCUCAGACUGCUGCUCAAUGACCUGGGACCAGUCCCCACCCUGCAGGAACUCACUGGAGAGUCUUCUUCGUCAGCUGAUCCAGGAUCUGAGGUUUCUCUGACUCUCACCAACAAGUUCGACAUCUUCAACGAGUCUGAGGACAGACCGGACGCCAGAGGACUGCUGCUCAGCACCAAGCAGCUGAUCAUCGAUGUCAUCAGGACGCAGUCAGGUGACUCUCUGACAGACAUGCUGAGAACCUCUGUGUCACAUGACCAGGAAGUGUGUCAUGAUUGGCUGAUGCAGCGGCGAGCUCGGCAGGACGCCCGCACGCCUGACAAGAUGAAGAGGAACGAGUCGCUGGUCGCCAACGGCAACCUGAGUUUGGAGGAGAAGAAGAGGAAGAUCCUGAGAUGUCUUCGUCGUCUGGAGGGACUCGGAGUCCUGAGAGCCCCAAACCCCGAGAACCAGAUCCUGCAGAUGAUCGCCAAGGACAUCCGUCAGCAGCGUGUGCACCGCCAGCGGGGGGCGGAGCUUCAGAAACUCCGUCAGACUCUCAGCAGCCUGCAGGACAAGAGCAGCUUCCACAGCCAGCAGGUGGACUACUACAGACAUUACAUCACUUCCUGUCUGGACCACCUGACUCACAGCAGUAAAUCGACCAAUAAGAAGAAGCUUCCUGCUCUUAGCUACAGCGCCGCCCGGCUGCAGGAGAAAGGAGUUCUGGUGGAGAUCCAGGACCUGCCAGCUACACAGUUUAAGAACGUGGUCUUUGACAUCGUCCCUGGACCGGAGAAAGGAACGUUCAACGUCAAAGCUCGAUUCCUCGGCAUCGAGAUGGAAGAGUUCCCGCUCAAAUACCAGGAUCUGCUGCAGCUGCAGUACGAAGGCGUGGCCGUGAUGAAGAUGUUCGACAAAGCCAAAAUCAACGUCAACCUGCUCAUCUUCCUCCUCAACAAGAAGUUCUUCAAGAAAUGAAGUCCUGCUCUUCUUCUACUCUCCUAUCUCUGGUUUAAUAUCUACAACAGAGUGACCCAUCCUCUCUACACUCCUAUCUCUGGUUUUAUAUCUACAACAGAGUGACCCAUCCUCUCUACACUCCUAUCUCUGGUUUUAUAUCUACAACAGAGUGACCCAUCCUCUCUACACUCCUAUCUCUGGUUUUAUAUCUACAACAGAGUGACCCAUCCUCUCUACACUCCUAUCUCUGGUUUUAUAUCUACAACAGAGUGACCCAUCCUCUCUACACUCCUAUCUCUGGUUUAAUAUCUACAACAGAGUGACCCAUCCUCUCUACACUCCUAUCUCUGGUUUUAUAUCUACAACAGAGUGACCCCUCCUCUCUACGCUCCUAUCUCUGGUUAUAUAUCUACAACAGAGUGACCCAUCCUCUCUACACUCCUAUCUCUGGUUUUAUAUCUACAACAGAGUGACCCAUCCUCUCUACACUCCUAUCUCUGGUUAUAUAUCUACAACAGAGUGACCCAUCCUCUCUACACUCCUAUCUCUGGUUUUAUAUCUACAACAGAGUGAACCCUCCUCUCUACACUCCUAUCUCUGGUUAUAUAUCUACAACAGAGUGACCCAUCCUCUCUACACUCCUAUCUCUGGUUUUAUAUCUACAACAGAGUGAACCCUCCUCUCUACACUCCUAUCUCUGGUUUUAUAUCUACAACAGAGUGACCCAUCCUCUCUACACUCCUAUCUCUGGUUUAAUAUCUACAACAGAGUGACCCAUCCUCUCUACACUCCUAUCUCUGGUUUUAUAUCUACAACAGAGUGACCCCUCCUCUCUACGCUCCUAUCUCUGGUUAUAUAUCUACAACAGAGUGACCCAUCCUCUCUACACUCCUAUCUCUGGUUUUGUAUGCUACUACAUCAUGUUUUUAUAUAUCUCAUAACUAACUAACCAAUCAGCUAAGCUUUAUCGACAUGUUAUUGCUGCAUUAUUGCACAUUUUAAUAAGGGAACCAAAUAGUUAAAUAAUCAUGAGACAUGGUUAGUGUUGGGCAUCUUCUCUACACUCCUAUCUCUGCUGUUAUGUCACUACGUUAUCUUUUAUAUAUAUUAUAUAUCUAUCUCUAUAUACGUCACUGUACUUGUGUUUGUCUCUCACUCUCAACGUGUAGUUCUGCUUCCUGUCUGUGUUUUAAUCUCACUAGAGUUUAAACAGAGUGAAGCAUCUUCUCUACACUCCACUCUCUGUUUUUAUACGUCACUACGUUUCCUGUUUUUAUUUCCUGCUAAUCAGACAGAGUGAGACAUCCCUCUGGCUCCUAUCUCUGCUCAGGUUUAUUAUUAAUAAACAGACACCAGCUGAUUAUUUAAGAGAUAUCAUGUACCUUCAACACUAGUGUUAUUUUGGAGGGUGUAGUUUGUUCGAGGCUAUAAAUCAAGAACCAGAAUCUGAGUUAUGAUAUGAUCUUUGAGUUUAAAUACAUUUUAGAAAAGAAGCUGCUCUGAUCUAUAACUGUACAUAUUUUCUGUCACUUUCUGUUUUCUCUCUUUUACUUUUCUUUUUGAAGCAUGUUAAUAAUAAUAAACUGAAUUUCUGUAGUGCUUUUCAGAC